Rotaria sp. Silwood2 is the source of this 1434-nucleotide messenger RNA. NCBI's taxonomy places the organism in Eukaryota, Metazoa, Rotifera, Eurotatoria, Philodinida, Philodinidae. The record is from the annotation of a GenBank genome assembly.
AUGUCCAACCAAAUCGAAGAUCUUUGCUAUCGACUGAAACAAGAUCUUCGUCAAUUCAACAGUAAUCUAACACCAAUUAGUAUUAUUAAACCAUCUUCUAGCACUAAUCGUGAUGAAUUAGAUCAAUCAUUUAUGUAUUCACAAUUAUUAAAAGAGAUUAUUCUAGACAUACCAUAUGAUGAUAAAGCAAAACAGGAAUACGUAGACUUUUGCCGCAUUCAAUAUGCUAACAAUCAUACGCAGAUUAAAGUGAUAAAUGAGUUCGAAGAAAAAUAUCAGCCUUCAUCAUCUAUUUGGUGGUAUACACAGGCACGUUUUAUCUAUUCGACGUUGGAUGAAGCCUUAAGAAAUCAAGAUACUGAAAUUGUGAUCAAGAUGGGAUUUUUUCUUCGAGAUCUUCAUUAUCAAAUUGAACAGUUAUAUUCGAAAAUGAAGAAUCAUGAUCGUCUGAAUGUUUUUCGAGGACAAGGUGUACUGCUGACUGAAUUUGAUAAGAUAAACAACAGUAGAGGUGGUCUUUUAUCGUUCAAUAAUUUUUUAUCAACCAGUACUGAUGAAGACGUGGGAUAUAUGUAUGCGGACAGUGCACGAGGGAAUCCUGAUCUGAUUGGAAUCACAUGUAGCAUAGAAAUCGAUUCGUCUAUUUCAACAGCACCGUUUGCUUCUAUAGACGAAUUUAGUAACUUCCAAGGAAACGAAAAUGAAAUUCUCUUUUCGGUGCAUACGGUGUUUCGAAUUGUUGAUAUGCAAGAAAUUGAAGAUCGAUCAUGGCAAGUCAAUUUAACAGUAACCAGUGAUGACGAUCCACAUUUGACCAAUCUUACUAAAUACAUACGAGAUGAAAUCAAUGGAUCAACAUCCAUGCAUCAAAUGGGUCAGCUAAUGAUUAAAAUGGGUAAAUUUAUUAAAGCUGGAAAAAUCUACAAAAUACUACUCGAUCAAAUUUCUGACAAUGAUCAACAAGAAAUCGGUCACCUUUACCAUCAGUUAGGCAUUAUAAAACAAGAGAAUGGCGAUCUAUCAGAUGCACUUGCAUUCUUUUUAAAGACACUUGAUAUUAUGCAGCAACAUCUUUCACCAAAUCACUCUGAUCUAGCUAUCGUCUACCAUAACAUCGGACUAGUGUGCAGAGGAUUAGGAGAAUGUCCAAAGGCACUUUCAUACUAUGAAAAGUCACUCGAAAUCGAAUUAAAAUCUAUUUCAUCCGACGAUCAAAAACUUGCUACUACUUAUUGCAAUAUUGGUUUGUUGUGUAAGGAUAUGGGAAAAUAUUCGAUGGCACUCUCAUACUGUGAGAAAGCAUGUGAAAUUCAACAAAAAUCUCUUCCGAUCUAUCAUCCGUUCUUGUCUACUACAUACAAUAAUAUUGCUUUAGCUCAUUAUGGAAUGGGGAACUAUGUAGAAGCACUAUCUUACUAUGAAAAAAACACUUGA